ACACCCGAGAUGAGCUCUGUUGCCACCUCACCUAUAAAGCCUGCUCAAGAGGAGCAGUCACUGACUCCUCCGGGAAAGGUGAUUGCCAUCAGCACCAGGAGUCCAGGUUGUGCACGAAAUCAAUCUGCCCUUCGCAACAACAAGACUUUUUCUCCUGGUGCCGCUUCCAGUUCCUCAGGUUUGAGAAACCUCCCUAGACCUCUCUUGGUGGCUGGUCCUUCAAGUUCUGGAAGCACUGAUGCAGAUGGUGGACUCUUUGCAGUUCCAACAACGCUACCACCCAACAGCCGCCAUGGGAAACUGUUCUUGCCUAGCAAAGAAGCAGAACUGACCUUCCGGCAGCACUUAGACACAAUCAGUAUGCAGUCGGACUUCUUCUUGCCAAAGCCGAGGAAGUUACGGAACAGGCACUUGCGGAAGCCAUUAGUAGUACAGAGAACACUGCUCCCCAGGCCAUCUGGAAAUCCAUCCCAGCAUGUCUGUUCCUUUUCUAUCUUAUCCAACUCAUCCAUUACAGGGAGAGGUUCAUUUCGGCCAAUCCAGUCCUCACUGACUAAAGCUGCUGUUUCUCGUCCAAUUGUGCCCAAAGUUCUUCCAACACAGGCUACCAACCAUCUGUCUAGUGCUAUCGACUUGGCAGCUAAAAGUGCUGGAAUUAUCCCUGGUAGCCCUGUGCCUGUCCUGGAUGCGGAUGGUUUGUCAGGUGUAUCUCCAUUGUCACCAGACGGAGUGACCACGGUUGUAACAGGGCAGGAGUCAAGAGUAGCGCAUCAGAAUGGAGGCUCCAUCACCCCUGUAGAGGGCUCGGGCCCUGGGUGUCGGGUUCCGUUCAUCAGCCUACCAGCACGGCAUGAGCAGGAGGCGGUUCCUGAUGGUUUCCAGGGCACAUCAGUCCUUUCUCUGUCAGAACUGUCCAAGACUCCCCUCCAAAAUGGUAUUUCCACCCCUCCACUUCCUUCAUCAGAGGCUUCCAGUACCCGGCUCUCUCCUCCCAAUGUUUCUGCUCUCUUGGAUAUUUCUCUGCCUGGACCACCUGAAGAUGUACUUUCUCAAGGAGAACCUGCCACUCAAAUCAGUGAUUCUAUCAUUGAAAUAGCUAUCAGCUCUGGUCAAUACAGUGAAGGUGUUUCUCUCUCUCCUGCAAAGCUGAAUGGCAGUGACAGCUCCAAAAGUCUUCCGUCCCCAUCCAGUAGUCCUCAACAGAACUGGAUUGCUUCUCCCAGCCAUGAUCCCCAGUGGUACCCCAAUGACUCCACAGACUCGUCUCUCAGCAGCUUGUUUUCAAGUUUCAUCUCCCCUGAGAAGGGACGAAAAAUGUUGCCAACUCCUGUUGGGACUGCCAGUGGCACCUCCUUACUGGGACCCAGCCUUCUGGAUGGAAACUCACGGGACUCUUUUGUGUCGCGGUCUCUGGCAGAUGUAGCAGAGGUGGUGGAUUCCCAGCUGGCUUGCAUGAUGAAUGAAAACAGCAUAGAUUACAUAUCUCGUUUUAAUGACCUUGCCCAGGAACUGUCAAUACCUGAGCCAACCCGCAGGGAAAUUCUGUUUGAUGGAGGAGGUGGUGGUCCCCCCAUUGGGGAUCUCUCACAGUGAGUGUAUGAGACCAGCAGGCUGGUGUAGACUGUUCAGCUAAAGUUGGAGCUUGCAGUGCUGGAUCAUGGCAAGGGCAGGUUGUAGAGAAGCAGCUGAGGCUCAGUUGUCCCUGUAUUGUGUGCUUGUUUCUAGAAGAGAAGCAUUGUCUUCAAAGGUCUGAAGAAGUACUUGCAAGUCCUGGAAUGUGCAAUAUACGGGGAACAACAAAACAUGGAAUAGUAUUAUAAGAAAUGCUGUGUCCCCUGCAUCAGUGAUAUAUGAUAGCAGGUUUAUGGAACAGUCCUGGACUUGUACUUUGGAAUGGCCUAAGCAAGAAGCUCAAGCAGGGAAGGGUAUUGCCAGAAGCUCCCCUACGUGAAUUAUUUUUUGCGUAGUAAUCAAAAUGCCAUGAUUUGGGAUCCACAUUGAAGUUGUGGAGGAUGAAGGGUGGGGGUGGGUGUAGGAACCAUUUUGCAUCUUGACAUGUCCUAGUUGGCACUCUUUUUAUC
Messenger RNA from Fulmarus glacialis (Northern fulmar), 2081 nucleotides. RefSeq names its product protein cramped-like. The transcript has 11 exons. The annotation marks the transcript as partial. Gene Ontology annotation, molecular function: chromatin binding. Gene Ontology annotation, biological process: pattern specification process. The record is from RefSeq and is a predicted model, not a curated record. Gene Ontology annotation, cellular component: nucleus. Lineage: Eukaryota; Metazoa; Chordata; Aves; Procellariiformes; Procellariidae.